Nicrophorus vespilloides is the source of this 975-nucleotide messenger RNA. RefSeq lists its product as uncharacterized. The record is from RefSeq and is a predicted model, not a curated record. Bases 144 to 647 code for a protein of 167 amino acids. The transcript has 2 exons. Lineage: Eukaryota; Metazoa; Arthropoda; Insecta; Coleoptera; Silphidae.
GGGAACAAGUCGUAAUUUAUGGUGAAAACAGUCGGAACGGUAGCGAAACAGUGCGGGCCGCAGCCGCCUCCGCAACCGCCGCCGCUGUUGUACAAUUCAGAACCGGAAACACUGAUCCAGAGAUCGUCGGUCAUCUCGUCGAGAUGUCGUGUAAAUUGUCUAUAAACAAUAGCAUCAAACUUAACAGUGAUUCCCAGCAGUGGGUGAAAGCUUCGAGCAUCGACUCUAACGUCAAACUGGCAGGAGAGGAGGCCAAAGACAGGCUGUACGAGCCUAAGCACAAGAAGAAGCUCGUGCGCGUCCUCACCGUCGUCGCUUACGUCUUCUUCGUAUCGCUAGCUGCAAUCAUGCUCUCCCUUUACUACGUUUUUCUAUGGAGCGGCAAUCAAAAAGACACCAUCAAAGACACCUCUAGACCAAUACAGCAAACCCAUAACAUGUGCAAUAAUGGAGAAAACGUGCUUCUGGACGUCCCUUACGAACCCACUGCUAUACCAGUACUCGAGGCAACGACCCCUUCACCGAUAGCAACCACCGACAUUUCCUCGGAAUGGUCCUCCGACUACAAAGCUCCGAAUUUCACCGAUUCCCUCAUCAUGAGAAACCCGCUAAUCAAAAAGCUGAUCUUAAAGAAUGGACUCGAUUAGAAGCUUUGAACGUGAUUUUUGUUAAUUUUUUAUCAUACACGAUACAAAAAUAGAUUAAAGUAAUGAAUGUGUCCUGAAAGUACAUUCUUACACCAGAAAAAAUGCAUCGAGAUGCAUUCAACUAUUAUUCAAUUCGUUGAUUUCUUGAGGAAAAUUUAUGAAACCGUGAUUAUCAUGGAUAAAAUAUACAAAAAAAAAUGAAGGCGAAGAAAAAAGAACGACUAUAUCCAAAUAUUCAUUUCAUACAUCCAUAACAUAGAAAACAUUAGUGUGGACACUUGUAUUUGUACGUCGAAAAAAAAAAGCUUUAUUAUGGAUUUGAUACAUA